Molecule: messenger RNA, 1614 nt
Organism: Musca vetustissima
Lineage: Eukaryota; Metazoa; Arthropoda; Insecta; Diptera; Muscidae
Exons: 2
Coding region: 1-1614 (537 amino acids)
Source: RefSeq, a predicted model, not a curated record
AUGGCUGACAAUAACAACAACAAUCAAAUUACAAUAAACAGUAAUCAAAAAAAUAAUAACAACACAACCAAACAUGCCCAACAACAACCACAACAAAAACUUAUCGUCGUUGAGAAUGAAGAAAUUCUAACAAAACUUUCUCCAAAAGUUUUGCAAGCUUAUGAGCAGCUGGUGCGAGAGCGAACAACCGUACUCUCUCCCUCCUCCUCCUCCUCCUUUUGCUCACAGUAUGUGUUGACAGCUAAACCGGUCUCGGGAGUUGGUGAGAAUUCUUACGGUUUGAUAAUGCAAGUGUGUGUGCGACCAAUGGCAGAAGAGCAACAACAACAAAAGCAUGCCACCAAUGGCGAAGAGAAUGACAACUCUGCGAAGGAAACGGAAGUGGCCACCACAAAGCCAUCAACCAAUGAAUUUUAUAGCAUUCUAAAGUUAUCACCGAAAAAUCCAGCCUUUCGUGAUCAUAGCCACAUUCCGGAAUUAUAUCAUCGAGAAGUGUUUUUAUAUCAAACAGUUUUCGACGAAUUCCGCCAAUUAUGUGCCGGAGGGGAAUUUGAUAUAGUACCUGAAAUGUGGUAUAGCUGUCUCGACUAUAUGGAUGAAUUCCUUAUCUGUGAAGAUUUGGGGCAAAGUGGCCAUCGGCAAAAUGUUCGCACUCAAAUGCCCACAAUUGAUUUAGCCUCAGCCACAUUUCGUUCCAUUGCCAAAUUUCAUGCAAUGUCAUUUAUUUUGCAAUCGAAGAAACCGCAGAUUUUCCGAAAUUUAAUUAAAGAUUUUUCCGAUAAUCUGUUCAACGAAAAUAUCGAUCCGAUUACCAUAGAAUUUGGUAAGAAAUAUAUAAGAAAAACAAGGGUAAUGUUGGAACAGGAUAUGCAGCGUUCAUCGACUUCAUCUUCCUCCUCAUCAUCAUCGAUAUUGAAACAAAUUGAGGCUUUACAAAAAUUGGAGGAUAAUUUUAAAGAGGUCUCAAUGCAGUGUGUCAAUGGUGCGGCAAUGGCUCCAUAUGCGGUCAUUUGCCAUGGGGAUUUUUGGAAUAAUAAUAUGCUGUAUAAAUAUGAUGACCACACAAAUGAAGCCGUAAGUGCCAAGCUAAUUGAUUUCCAGCUAUCCCGUUAUGCCUCUCCCGUUGUCGAUCUAAUGCAUUAUCUUUGCACCAGUACCGAUCAUGAUUUACGCCGUGUUCAUUUCAAUGAACUACUCGAUAUCUAUUAUGCCGAAUUAACCCGGCACAUUGAACAGCAUCAGCUGCAAAUGGAGGAUAUCUAUCCGAAGAAAGUGUUUUUCGAACAAUUGCAUUCAAUCGGCAUCUUUGGUCUAUGUAUGGCAGCAUUUUCUAUACCCUUUUUUAUAUCGAAUUCCAGUGAGUUGCCCGAUUUAGAUGAGGUAGCCACAGCUAUAAGAGAUAUAUCAUCGUCGUCGUCGGAAAAUUCUGAAGAGGAGGAAGGCGGGGCAGGAGGAGAUGCCGAUGUGCAAAGUGCCAAUGCCAAGCGUCAGGAAUUAUUGGAUGAAUAUGAUUUGCUAACGGAACGUACCUUGCCCAUUUUCAAGAAGCGAAUGUGCGGCCUGGUUAGGGAUUUGCAGGAUUACGGCGUAUUGGAGGUGGUUAUGAAAUUGUAA